This is a messenger RNA of Exophiala oligosperma, 2952 nucleotides long. RefSeq lists its product as uncharacterized. The record is from RefSeq and is a predicted model, not a curated record. Gene Ontology annotation, biological process: protein O-linked glycosylation via mannose. The transcript is spliced from 3 exons. Gene Ontology annotation, cellular component: membrane; endoplasmic reticulum. Gene Ontology annotation, molecular function: dolichyl-phosphate-mannose-protein mannosyltransferase activity. The coding region runs from base 180 to 2519 and encodes 779 amino acids. NCBI's taxonomy places the organism in Eukaryota, Fungi, Ascomycota, Eurotiomycetes, Chaetothyriales, Herpotrichiellaceae.
CUUUUCAGCGACUUUCUUUCGAUUCAUGUUCCAUUCUGUCUUUUCCUUCUGACUUUAUUAUUCUCCCUUCCCUAUCCAACAAGUGCAGAUUGUGUUCAACAACGAGGCUCAUCCCUGAAGGGCAAGUGCUAGCACGCCCUCGAAGCCUCCCCUCACCCUCACCCUCACCUACCUAUAGAAUGGCCACUCCUAAUGCUAGCCUGCGCCAAAGAGGUGGCAAGGAAAAGAACAAGGCCUUUGCCGAUGAGGAUCAUGAUGAACACAUUUUCUCGCAGGCUUAUGCGGAUGUCCAAAAAAGAGCGUCCAAGCAGUGGGACUAUAAGCUUGCGCUUGGUGUGAUCACCCUGCUUGCUUUCGCUACUCGCUUUUUCGGUAUCAGUCACCCCAAUGAGGUCGUCUUUGAUGAAGUCCACUUUGGAAAGUUUGCAUCCUACUACCUUCAAAGGACCUACUUCUUCGACGUCCAUCCUCCUUUCGCCAAACUUCUUUUCGCGUUCGUUGGCUGGCUUGUAGGAUACGAUGGCCACUUUCUCUUUGACAACAUCGGUGAAUCCUACAUCUCCAAUAAUGUGCCAUAUCUAGCUUUCCGAGCUCUUCCUGCGCUUCUUGGGGCGCUCACGGUGGUAGUGGUCUUUUUGAUCAUGUGGGAAUCCGGAUACUCUCUUCCAGCUUGUGUUCUUGCAGCAGGACUUGUACUCUUUGACAACUCACACGUUGGCCAGACUCGGCUGAUUCUUCUCGAUGCGACCCUGGUCUUUUUCAUGGCAUUGAGCAUCCUAGCCUACAUUCGAUUCUACAGACAGCGACAUGAACCCUUUGGUCGGAAAUGGUGGAAGUGGCUCUUGUUGACCGGCUUCUGCAUGAGCUGUGUCAUUUCCACUAAAUACGUCGGAACGUUCACGUUCGUCACCAUUGGAUGUGCUGUACUUAUUGACCUUUGGGAUCUCUUGGAUGUCAAUCGACGGGGUGGUGCACUCGAUUUGAUGACCUUCGGAAAGCACUUCGUCGCUCGUGCCGUGGGAUUGAUCAUCAUUCCUUUCUUCUUUUAUCUGUUCUGGUUCCAGGUCCAUUUCGCCGUACUCACACGGUCUGGCCCUGGAGAUGACUUCAUGUCACCCGAAUUCCAAGAAACCCUCAGUGACAAUCUGAUGCAUCAAGCUUCUGUCGACAUCCAGUAUGGCGAUUAUAUCACCCUGCGACACAAAGAUACAAAAGUGUACUUGCACAGCCAUCCUGAUAAAUACCCACUUCGGUACGAAGAUGGCCGUAUCUCUAGCCAGGGACAACAGGUUACCGGGUAUCCUUUCAAUGACACCAACAACCAGUGGCAGAUCCUCCCUGGCACUCCGAACUCUGACUCGACUCAGGAGGGACAACCUGUAUUGAAUGGGGACGUGGUUCAGCUACGACAUAUCGUGACCGAUACGAUGCUUCUUACACAUGACGUGGCAUCUCCAUUUUACCCUACGAACCAGGAAUUCACCACAGUGGCUCUAGACCUGGCAGCUGGUGACCGUCAUAAUGACACAUUGUUCGAGAUUCGGAUGGAACAAGGCAAGCAGGGACAGCCGUUCAGAUCUCACUCUGGCCAGUUCAAACUCAUUCACUUCCCGACCAAGGUGGCUAUGUGGACACACACAACUCCUCUUCCGGAAUGGGCCUUCAAGCAGGCCGAGAUUAAUGGCAACAAGAACGUUCAGCAAUCUAGCAACAUUUGGUAUGUUGAUGACAUUCCAAGUAUACCCGAAGACUCGCCUAGACUGGUUAAGGAGCCAAAGAAGGUCAAACGGUUGCCAUUCCUGACCAAGUACUUCGAGUUGCAACGCGCUAUGUUCUAUCACAACAACGCCUUGACGUCCAGUCACCCCUACGCUUCUCAGCCUUACCAAUGGCCUUUCCUUCUCCGAGGUGUCAGCUUCUGGACUCAAGAGAGCACCAAGCAGCAAAUUUACUUUCUCGGAAAUCCCAUUGGGUAUUGGAUUACUUCUGCCCUGCUUGCCGUUCUAGCCGGAAUCAUGGGAGCAGACCAGCUAAGCUUGAGACGUGGAGUUGACGCUCUCGACAAACGCACUCGUUCUCGCCUGUACAACAGUACCGGCUUCUUCUUCCUCUGCUGGGCUGCGCAUUAUUUCCCAUUCUAUCUCAUGGGUCGGCAACUGUUCCUUCACCACUAUUUGCCUGCACACUUGGCGUCUUGCUUGGUUACUGGUGCCCUGGUGGAAUUCAUCUUCAACGUCGACCCCAUCCUUGACGAUGAAACGUCAUCCGUCAUCGCCGCGAAGAAGGAUAAGGUCGUCAGCAAGGUGCCCGAAAAAACCAGAAGGUCCUUCCAAACUGCCCAGGAGCGUCUCAAAGGCCAGAGCAUGUUUGCAACUUGGGUUGCUACAGCAGUCGUACUAGCCGUGGUCAUUUACGGUUUCUACUUCUUUUUCCCUCUCACAUAUGGCUGGCCUGGUCUGAAUCCCCAGCAAGUUAAUGCGAGAAAAUGGCUGGGAUACGAUUUGCACUUUGCCAAGUGAGGAGUAGACGCCAGGCAUCGCUUGCAGUUGUAACGCAAGGCUCUGGACGCAACGUGUUCUUGAGUCAUGCGCAGUGCUCCAGUGAUCGGUGUGAGUAGACAGGGAGACAGCAUGGAGGCGACUUCCAAAACAAGUCAAAUGACACUGCGAAACAGAGCGCUGAUUUCUGCCCGGCAGAAAUCGAGAUGGCCAUUGGAUGGGACGGCGCUAUCAUUGUCUCCGGACGUAGUACAAUUCUGGUCGUGAGCCGGAAAGACAGGAGGUCUCGAGGUUCCCUGGCCAGACUUUUAGUAGGAGCCGGACCUUGGUACGGCUGUCGUGGACAAGUGCUUGAGAUACAUCGCCGGCCUCGACCUGCUGCGACUUGGUGCGUCGCAGAGGGGGGGAAAUUGAGAACUUUUGUACGUCACAUGGAUUCUAUGCCUGAUUUUAG